Messenger RNA from Postia placenta MAD-698-R-SB12, 1173 nucleotides. RefSeq lists its product as hypothetical. The coding region runs from base 1 to 1173 and encodes 390 amino acids. The record is from RefSeq and is a predicted model, not a curated record. The transcript has 7 exons. Lineage: Eukaryota; Fungi; Basidiomycota; Agaricomycetes; Polyporales; Adustoporiaceae.
AUGGAAUCUAGUGACAGCGACACGUUUCAGCGGCCGAGCUCUCUCUUGUCGUCUGUGGACCAUGUUGAAUUGAACAUCCAGCCAGCAUCCUCCUCGAAAGAUCGGGAAAGCUUGCAAUCCCCAAAGCAAGAACGAUCCCUGAGGGUGGCUACCCGAGCUACCGGAUCUCUGUCUCUCGUUCUCUGCUGUGUAUUUUUGAUUCCGUAUGCCGUAUUUGCUGUGGCUCUCUGGGGGCUUGCUCUGAUAGAGUAUUUCAUCUGUUUGAGUCGCCGAGGGAGAACCCUCAAUUACAAUGACAUGACGUUGGUCAAGACUGAACGGGACGUAAGAAGUUACAUUUGGAAAAAUAUCAGUCGCGGGACCGACAACCCUACACGUCGAUUUUGCGGUGGUGUGGCCUACAUUUUGCUGCCCUCCUUGAGAAUCCAGGACUCGGUGAAGCACCGCGACUAUGUGGCAAAGAGUGAGAAAAUGGCGAAAGUAAUAGAGGACGAAAUAAAGGGUUGCAGACACCUGCUAGAUGCGUUGGAGAAGGAGUUAGUCGAUAUGAAAUAUAUUGCCAUAACCCAGGCCACUGCUGACCACACAGGCUAUCAUGGACUGGCCGACUGGGCGCAGAAAACAUUGGAGAACCACAAGGAUCUAAUCGAAGCUUUAUAUCAAGUCUCUUUUGUCGGAGCUGGUCUCACGUACAGUACAAUCUUCAGCGCUACUCGAGGAAACAUUGGCCUCAUGUGCUACGCAUUUGCACUAUUCAACUGCGGAUUCACUAUUCCCAUGGUCUCGAUUGCACUCUUGAAAUGGGCAGCUUCCAGGCCGCGCGAAGCCCUCUUCGCUUCCCCGAAGAUAUGGAGCGCGUUGCUGAACGUUUUCCUUUACGUCUCCGGUACGGCAAUCGCGGUGGCCAUAUGUCUGCUGAACGUGACCAUUGUCUUCCUACAAUUUCGGGAGGACAGUGAUGGCGUUCGGACGGACUCACCAGCUCAGUUCAAUGUUGCACCGCGCCCUGCAGGAAUAUUUGCUCUGGUAUGCAUCACCAUCCCCAGCAUCAUGACUCUCCUUGCGCUCGCGUUGCAUUACUGCGCAAACGGUUGGGAUACAUUAUUCUCCGCUCUCAUCGGUAACUACAAGCAGGAGUCAGGGCAGGGAUUUGAUAAUUAUAUAUUGCGAUGA